AUGACGCCGAUCCCGACGCUGUGGUCGCUCCAGGCGCAGGCGGCGACCCGCGAGGUGCGCCGCCGUGCGCCACGUCACGCAGCGGACGCGACCGACGCCUAUUCGUCAGACGAUGAGGCAGAGCAAGGGCCGGUCGCCGGCGACGAGGCCGCGUGGCCGCCAGGCACGUCGCACCGUCCUGGCGCGCUGCCCAGCGAUGUGUCGGCGCUCGCUGAGCAGGCCGAGGACCGUCGGUGGCUCCCCUCGACAAAUGUGGUCGCGCGUGCUGGGUCCACACAGCACACCGCCGAGGUGGCCGCGCGGCAGCGCAUCGAGCAGGAGGCGCGCCGCUCAGCCCGUGCCGAGCAUCUGCCGUGGCGUGGACAGGCCGCCGAGGACGCGCGCCUCCUGCGCGUACUCAAAGGCCUCCCGCCGCUCGGCAGCACGGCGGAUGCGGACCAGCUGAGUGACUGGGAAGACACGCUCGAGAACGCUAAGCUUGAGCACGUGCGCUUCGGCGAGCGCGAUAUUGUGCAGAUCGGCCGCCGGCGCACACUCGCCGAGGAGGAGCUAAGCCACAUGGACGACGAUGUGCCGCCUGCGCUCGACCUGCUUGGCACGGACGCGCCGGCUCUGCUGGCCCCCGUCGCGUGGGAUGGGAGCACGAGCGCCGAGCUCGACGCGGAUAUUACGCCCGGGUCCCUCGCAUCACUCUCGCAUACGAGCCUGCCUGUGCGUGUGCGCGCACGUCCGCACCUGAUGGGGCCGCCCGACUCGCUGAGCGCGAGUCCCGCAGGGCCCAGAGCGCCGGCGCUCUGGGCUGCCGAAGGCCGCGCCGAAUCCAUGUACAUGGACGGCGACUUGGACGGCGACCUGGACGACAUGGAUACAUCGCGUAGCAGCUAUAUACCCUUUUAG
Malassezia sympodialis ATCC 42132 is the source of this 897-nucleotide messenger RNA. RefSeq lists its product as uncharacterized. The record is from RefSeq and is a predicted model, not a curated record. NCBI's taxonomy places the organism in Eukaryota, Fungi, Basidiomycota, Malasseziomycetes, Malasseziales, Malasseziaceae.